Molecule: messenger RNA, 1500 nt
Organism: Cryphonectria parasitica EP155
Lineage: Eukaryota; Fungi; Ascomycota; Sordariomycetes; Diaporthales; Cryphonectriaceae
Exons: 2
Coding region: 1-1500 (499 amino acids)
Biological process (GO): transmembrane transport
Molecular function (GO): transmembrane transporter activity
Source: RefSeq, a predicted model, not a curated record
AUGUCUCCAGACAGAUCUAAAAGCCCUCGUCGCCUGGGUGACGAGGAACGCCAGCCUUUACUCCCCUCAAGCCCUCCGCCUCAAGGUCACGAGCACAGCCAACAACAGACCAUCUCCUUCGGCCCAGACGAUCCAGACAACCCGUACGCAUGGUCGCGCGCCAGAAAAGCAACCCAGGUCCUCCAGAUCUUCAUCCUCGCCCUCCUGUCCCCCGCCGCAUCGUCCAUCCUGGACCCAGCCGCCGAUGCCAUCGCCGCCGACCUGGGGGCAGACCAGGGGUUGGUCAUGGCCAGCCAGGCCGGGUUCGUGUGCAUGCUCGGCGUGGGCCCUCUUUUCCUGGCGCCCAUGAGCGAGACUUUUGGGCGGCGGCGGCUGUUUGUGUUUUGUUUUGGGGUGUUUACGCUGCUGCAGAUCCCAACGGCGCUCAUACGAUCGGCCGCGGGGCUGGUGGUUCUCCGGACGCUUUCGGGCUUCUUUGGGAGCGUCAGCGUGGCCAACGGCGGCGGGAGUAUCUCGGAUCUGUUUGAGACGCAGGAGAGAAGCCAGGUGCUGGGGGUGUACCUGGUGGCGCCUGUCUUGGGUCCCACAGUCGGACCUCUCAUUGGUGGUCUGGUGGUCGCACACCUGAGCUGGCGGUGGAUCUUCUGGAUUCUCCUGGUUGCGUCGAGCCUGGUCACCGGGAUGUGUUACUUCUUUCUCCACGAGACGCGGGCCGUCACCAUCCUGGAAGAUCGCAAGAGACGCCUGCAGAAGAAACAUCCAGAGACGGAGUAUACAGUCGAGGGCUGUCCUCCAGGGUCCGAUUCGUCGAUCCUGCGCAAGAUUGCACAAAACAGCACCCGCGCCGUGCGGAUCCUCACAACCCAGCCCAUCGUUUUCACCAUGUCUGUAUACCAGGCACUCAUCUUCACCUCCAUGUACAGCCUGUACGCCGAGUACUCAAACAUCUGGUCCGGCAGCCCGUACUUCUUCGACCAGUCCCAGCUCGGAUGGGCAUAUCUGGCACCCAUGCUCGGCUUCGUGCUGACCUCGGUCUUCAUCGUGCGCUACAACAACAGGCUGUACAAUUACCUGGCCCGGCGCCACGGCGACGAUGGCCAGCCCGAGUACCGCCUGCCCAUGGCCAACAUCGGGGCCGUGUUUCUGCCGGCGUCAUUGUUUUGGUUCGGAUGGGCACUGCAGGACCAGCGCGCCUGGCAGGUCCCGCUGGCGGCCAUGCUUCUCUUUGGGGCGAGCCAGGUGAGCAUCUUCAACACGGUGCAGACGUACUAUAUCGAUGCGUUCGCGGACAGGGCAGCCUCGGCGCUGGCGGCUGGGGCGUUUCUGCGGAGCAUGGUGGGCGGGAUUGUUCCGUUGUUUGUAGGGGGUAUGUUUGAGAGACUUGGGUAUGGAGUUGGGUUUAGUGUUUUGGGAGGUCUGAGUCUGGUCUUGAUGCCGGCGCCUAUGUUGUUCUACUGGAAAGGUGGUUGGCUGCGGGAGAGGUUCCCUUUUCGUGGGUGA